GAUAGAUAUUAUAACAUCUAUACCUCCAUCACCAUAGUUCACAUUCAUCUCUCUCUCUCUCUCAAACACUCCAAAGUAUACAAAGAAAAUUCAAAAGUUCCAAACCAAAAAAGAAGAAAGAAAAUGAAGAUUUGCCAUAGACACUUGCUUUUUGCCACUACGUUACUAUCUCUAGCGUUAUUCACCGUCGUCUAUAUGAUGCUUCCUUCGAAUUUGACGAAAUUCAUUAUCGACACAAAGCCUUCAUAUUCCGUUUCACUUCAUCACUUACGAACAAAGGUUUCCGGCGAGAACGAUCACCUCCUUGCCGUUCGACACACCAGUCACUCAAAUGCCACCGUAACGAGGGAAGUAAGAAAGGUGAAGAGCAAAGAAGAAAAGAGAGAAGAAGGACUGGCACGAGCGAGAGGUUCAAUACGGAAGGCAGCAUUAGGAGAUGAUAGAAGCAAUCUCAGUCUGUCAAAAUCACCACACAACAACGACGGUUACAUUCCCGCUGGAGCCGUUUAUCAUAACCCGCGCUUAUUUUAUCAGAGCUACUUGGAGAUGGAGAAGAUAUUCAAAGUGUACGUAUACCCAGAUGGGGACCUACCAAUUGUUCACGAUGGCCCUUGCAAGGACAUAUACUCGAUUGAAGGGAGGUUCCUCCAUGAGAUGGAACACGGAGUUGGAAGGUUUAGAACCAAUGAUCCUAAUGCUGCUCAUGUUUACUUUUUACCAUUCAGUGUCACAUGGAUGGUCAAAUACCUCUAUACACCAUCCUCUAAUUACGACAUCACUCCUUUAAAGCAGUUUGUCUCUGAUUACGUGAGAAUGGUAUCUAUGAGGUACCCCUUCUGGAACAAAACUCGUGGUGCCGACCACUUCAUGCUUGCUUGCCAUGAUUGGGGUCCACAUGCAUCAAAGGGUAAUCCUUUCCUUUACAACACCUCCAUCCGUGUCUUGUGCAAUGCCAACACUUCUGAAGGUUUCAAUCCUCUAAAAGAUGUAACUUUACCAGAAAUUCACUUAUAUGGAGGUGAAGUAUCCCCUAAACUCCUUUCACUUCCUCCGGAAAAUGCCCCACGCCGCUACCUCGCCUUUUUCGCCGGUGGUAUGCACGGCCCAAUUCGCCCCAUUCUUCUCCACCAUUGGAAAAACAGAGACAGUGACAUUAAUGUGUACGAGUAUCUCCCUAAAGGCCUAGAUUACUAUUCCUUAAUGCUAAACUCCAAGUUCUGUCUUUGUCCAAGUGGCCAUGAAGUGGCUAGCCCAAGAAUUGUGGAGUCAAUUUAUGCAGAAUGUGUACCUGUGAUUCUAUCGAAUUAUUAUGUGUUGCCUUUCAGUGAUGUGCUGCGAUGGGAAGCAUUUUCAGUACAGGUGGAUGUUUCGAAUAUUCCUAGGUUGAAAGAGGUUCUUAAUGCUAUUCCAGAGAGCAAGUACAGGAAGCUCAAACAAGGUGUAAGGGCUGUGAGGAGACAUUUUACUCUUAAUCAGCCGGCUAAAAGAUUUGAUGUUUUUCACAUGAUCUUACACUCAAUAUGGCUGAGGAGAUUGAAUAUGAAACUCGUAUAGUUUGUACUUAAUAAGCAUAAUAGAGUAUACUACUAUAUAGUGAUUUUUUAGUUCUUUUGGCUUCAAAAAGGAACAAGUGAACUCCAAUGUUGUCCACAAUUAAUGGUAUUAAAGGAAAGUAAAACAGGUAAUUUUUAUUAAAAUUCCUUGCGUGCAGAGAAUUCCUCUUUUUCAUUAUG
Messenger RNA from Cicer arietinum (chickpea), 1733 nucleotides. Its product is annotated as probable glycosyltransferase At5g25310. The record is from RefSeq and is a predicted model, not a curated record. Gene Ontology annotation, molecular function: glycosyltransferase activity. NCBI's taxonomy places the organism in Eukaryota, Viridiplantae, Streptophyta, Magnoliopsida, Fabales, Fabaceae.